Messenger RNA from Hyalella azteca, 4925 nucleotides. Its product is annotated as carboxyl-terminal PDZ ligand of neuronal nitric oxide synthase protein. Gene Ontology annotation, molecular function: nitric-oxide synthase binding. The transcript is spliced from 6 exons. The record is from RefSeq and is a predicted model, not a curated record. Lineage: Eukaryota; Metazoa; Arthropoda; Malacostraca; Amphipoda; Hyalellidae. The coding region runs from base 457 to 2589 and encodes 710 amino acids.
UUUGUAUCCAGGCAAGAAAUAAAAUUCUGUCACCACUCUCACCAGAAUUACUCAUAAAACUCAUAAACGUCUGAAAACGCCAUUGAAAAUUGAUUAUGAGAACGUAAAUAAUGGUGCUCAGCAAAUUUGUAAUAUUUUUCUGUAUUAUAACUUAUGAUUAUCAAGUAUUAUAGCUUUAUUAUUAAUCAGUCUAAGAACUUUUACCCGAAUGCGGAAAGUCAGCAUUUCAUGGAGGCCGAAUAGCUAUGUCAAUCUUCGGUGUAGUGACAGGAAUUAAAACUCGUGCCUGAUUAAAUUCGAUAAACACCUACCAGUGCCUCUAGAGUCACAAGAAUUGCAGAAAUAUCACGCGCCGGUUGUAGUAAGAGUCACUGGGCGCACUAAUGAGGACUUACGAUACCCUGAAGUGUUUUUUAGUUUGGAGUUCUCUUUUGAACUUGCUGCAUCGUGUGAAGCAUGUUAAGACAACGAGGCGCUGAUGGCGUGGCCAGUUCGUCUGCUGCCUGCAUAGAUGAUCGACCUCGGAAGAAGCUUUCCUUCAGAGACCCCGAAGUUGAAGGACGCACCUUCAAUGGCAUGCCCCUGUCAGCCCCUCCCGAUGGCUCCUCCAACAAGGGACGUUACAUCCUCAACAGACCGCACUCCAUCGCAGGCGUGCUCGGUCUCACCGGAUUCUCAAGCUCUGCAGGCGCCGAGCUUAAACACCCCGCAUCAUCGCCGGUGUCCCCACACAGUUAUGUACCAUCGUCUCCUCUACCUCAGUUGAAGAAGUUUAUUGUUAAUAAAAUAGAUAAAGGACGUAGGUUUGAAAAAGAAGAUGCUAUUCAAGAAAAUGAUAGUUCUCUGUCGGCAGGGAAGUUAAUCAAUGACCAUUACUCAAAACACAGAAAAUCAGGAGCCAAUGCUGAACAUAUUUCGAACACCUUACCCAAAUCAAAUAGAACAGAGUCAGGCUCUACGAAUGGGUCGUCGCGCUCCUCUGAUCCAUCCCGCGUUGACACGAAGCUGUCGUCACGCUUUUCAUCGCUGCCCCGUAAUGACCGGGGGCUCGACUCUAAAUUCCGCAGCCAAAUGUCCCCGCAAUCUUCGAGAAGAAAUAAACAAUCGCACUCUGAACUACUGCAGCCCCAGCGUCUGGACACCCUGAGACGGCACGACGUCACCGAACGCCGGCCCGUCUUGCAGGAGACGGCUAUUCUCAAAUGUGAUGACGAAGGUCCCUCCGCCCCUAGAAACAAGUCCCCGUCCCCUGAAGUGUCCCACAAGAAGCGCAGCUCCUCUGCCCUGCCCAUUGACAGGAUCAAGUCUGUAGAAGUUGCUGAUAACGAGUCAACGUCUGUGAGCUUAGAAAACCUGUCACUAGAUAGUCAGGCUAUGCGCAUCGUGCGCACCAUCGGCCAGGCGUUCGAGGUGUGCCACAAGUACAGCGCAGUCAAGGCCCCCUGCCCGCCCUCGCCCUCCUCCUCGCACUCCAACGACGACUCCGACGACUCGGCGCACAAGAGGAAAAACGACAUGCAAGACCAGGAGAGCGGGCAAGUCACACUCACCCCUGACGACCCACGUGACAGCCUCGCCUCCGGCAAGCCUGGUGACUCUGACCUCCUCACGUCCUCGCCCUCUCAGCUUAAACCACAAACGAGCUCUGGCAAUACUGGCACACCAGCAGGGGACCCCCUGAGGGGCGGCGCCCCCCUGGCGCUGCACCACGAGCUGCAGCUGGUGAGGGCGCAGCUGGAGCAGCAGCAGCAGCAGACGCAGGCAGCUGUAGCACAAGUACAUCUGCUCAGAGACCAGCUCGCUGCUGAGACGUCAGCCAGACUUGAGGCUCAGACGAGAACUCAUCAACUUCUGGUGCACAACAAGGAGUUACUGGAGCACAUCCAGGCUCUCGUGCUCCAGAUCAGAGAAUUGGAGAUCACUUCUCCAGGAGUUACAGCCGCACCGCCUACCAUCCCGCCCCCUCCAGACACCACCACACCUCCAACUCCAUCCCUGCAGAAUUCGCCGAGACUCCAUCACCAACUCCAGCAGCAGCUACAUCAGUAUCAGCUACAACAACAGCUUCAGCAUCACCAGCUACAACAGCAUCAAAUCGAGCAGCAGCUGCAGCAAAGCCAGCAGCAGCAGCAGCUGGAGCAGCUGCAGCACAGAAGCAGCAACAGCAGCAGUGAGCAGUCAUCCCGUGAGAGCGUGACGGCUUGCAUAGCGACCCUCUUCCCAGCAGGCGACACGCACUCGCCGUCACACAAGCAACAUUCCUCGUCCGUCUUCUUCCCUGGCGAUGCGCAGGCCUACCACCGCCUGCCGCUCGUGCCCGAGAACUCGGCUCUUCCUUCUCUCAUUCCGCCGUCCUGCUUCAACCUAGGCCCCACUGGCAUGCCCAGCUUUGGACCUGCUGGCAUGAAUACAUUGGGCGCUACCGGGAUGCCUACUUUUAGUUCUUCACUGAGCAGCUCCGUGCCUCCUCUGGGUCUCGGGUCCAUCAACCCUGGGCCCAUAACUCGGGCCGCGUCAGAGAGAAUGCCGCGCCAGAAUACACUCGCCCAACUGCAACGGAUGUCGUGGGGCCGACACACCACUAAGUGAUCAGCAGCAAUAGCUGACCUCCACCUGCUACUGAGUCUGCUGUUAUACUCAUGCAAUUCCCACAGAUUAUAAGUCUGAAUAUUAUGUGCACCAGUUAUGAUAUCCCUGGCAAAUUGCAUUUUUGGACAAUAAUUGACUUGAAAUUUUCUUCAUGAGUAGCCAAUGAAAUUCCCAUAGCAUGAUUCAUUUCUUAUGACAAAUCCUUCUUCAGUCCCUGCUAUGUCUGGCUGUGAUGUCUGCUACUCCUGUGAUGUCGCUGCAAGCUACAAAUUAGCGAUGACUAUCAUUUUCCUUUGAUGCUAGAAAUCAUUUGUCCAGCAAAAAUUUGACGAAAAUACUCUUUGAUGUUAUAACUAUCCCCUCCCUUGAAGCAUCCCUGUAUAUGUAUUUUUGACGAGCUAAAGUGUUUCAAAUGAUCAGUAUUGAUAGCACGAGCUUCUGUGGACAAUAUGUGUGGUCGUUCACUUGUGUAAGGCAAGAUACUUUAGCUGGAUAGAGUUAGCUCCUAUAGAUCCGUCCAAUGGCGUGCUCUCUCUCUGCUCAUUAAUUUUGUUUGUGUUUGUCCAUUCGUCUUGACUUGGUUGUGAGCUUGACUUAUGGUUAGUCGUGUCCCUUCAUUAUAAGCUGCGUAUACACUGAGCUUCUCACGCUUGCUUGGUUCAGUAGCCGUCCAAUAUUUUCGUAGUACUCAGUAUAGAAGAAACAAAUAUAUGCUGCUUGCUCCUGCUUUGUAUUAUCGCUCAGGCUUUACCUACUAUCAAAUAAAGAUUAGGUUACAAGCGUCUCUAUAUUUUGCAUAAUAUCAGAGAAGUCAAGUCAUAGAAUAUAUUUCAUGUCUGUGUUAGGUUGCCAUAGUCGGUGUUUGUCAUGGAGUUAGCGUUGAGAAAAGUAAGAUGUGUUUUGUGUUCAUUAAUUUUUUGUUUGUCCUGGGUUUGUGUUUGUGCAAUUUAACUUGAUUUACUUCUGUGAAGAUAACUGUUAAUGUCGCAAACGUGGCUGUACUUUGCCAUAUAACUGUUGAUCAGAUGACAUGGCUUCAUAAGAACUGCUGUGUACGUUGGUACAUAGACCUGUUCUUGAUAUGACUGCUGAUCUUCUUAUUUCGAUGUUAUGUUCUGGUUAUGUGUUGUCGUACUCAGUGCCUCCGUGUCCAGAGGGUCGCGUGGUAGCAAACGUCAUUACGGGUCCGCUGGCACUUAGCGGUUGUCUGUGCUUCUUCCUCCCCUGAGAGGAGACAAGCUCCAGCUCUGAACUGCCGAGCUCCGGCGUGACUCCUGUCGCAUUUCCCUUCAUUUUAAUCCUUCGUAUGCAUUUUUUCUAUUUCACCUCGUUUUAAAUCGAAAGCCCGGGAAAUACUAACGAUCUCAAUAAUUUAUUCAUUUGCUUACUUCUCCUUUGCAAUAUGAUAACUUGAUCUGAUAAACCUCUUUACAAGAAAAUUCAUCGGAUUAUUAAUUUUCUGCGGAUCAAUUGACAUUGAAUCGUCUCAGGCUGCCAUGUUCGUUUCUUAUCCUCAGCAAAUUUCAUAACCCAUCUGGAACUUGCUGGAAAAUUUUUUUUUAUCCAAUCAGACAAUUUUCCCCAGCGAUACAUACAUGGCGCAUAAUACUUACGUGUCUAUUUAUCUCUCAUUGUGAUCUUUUAACCAUCAAUGAAAAGUUAAUCUCUUUAGAUAAUCAACCGUCAUGUGUGACCACUUCGUCUGUUUUUAAGUUGAUAAGGCAGCGAAUAUUUUAUUUGUACUGUGUUACACGUGUCAGUUACGUUGUCUACUGUGUUACACGUGUCAGCCACGUGUUGCGUUGUCUACUGUGUUGCACGUGUCAGCCACGUGUUGCGUUGUCUACUGUGAUGCACGUGUCACACGCAAGUAAAUGUUCUUCACUUAUGUUUCGCACCUGUCAGCCUUGUGUUGCACGUGUAAUAAGAGCCAUGUCUACACCUAUCAACCAUGUGUUGCGCCUGUCACAAUGCACGAUACGAGCACCGCGCAUUGCAGGUCGCAUGUAUUAUAGUGUCCAUAUUACCUUCAGCCUCCUCACCACGUCCAGCUUUAGGCCUGCGUUUGUAUAUAUUAUUUGACAUCAUCCAUGCAAGGCCCUUGGAUGUCCCCCACUAUGAUCCCUCAAUACUGAGCAACGCAGCCCCUCAUCCAUCAUGUCCGUUCAUAUGAGAGACACAAUUGCUUUUUACUAUAUAUUAUUGUGUAAGUGACUUGUGGUCUUGAUGCCUGAAAGUGAUGGUUGGUCGAUUGUUGUGACGUCCAUAGCUUAUAAAAUGACAGUUUAUAAGUUCCCAUCCUAUUUUCAAUGCCCGUAAAUAUAAGAGACAAUUUA